CUCGUUUCCCAAAUUUUCCAAUCACAGUGAUGGAUGCUGCUCUGUUUUCUCCUUCUUCCCUCUUCGGCGGCAACUCCUCUGAUGAAGAGAACACGGAGACCCAGCAAAAUGUGGAGAGGAGGCACCAGUUCCCUGGAAUGGAAUUGCUCAUCCAAGAAUUCUCUUUUCACCAGCUGAAUGCUAAUUUGCUUUGGCCUGGGACCUUUGCGUUUGCAGAAUGGCUUGCGCAACAUACAUCCUGGUUUAGAGGGCGUCGCAUAAUUGAGCUCGGCAGUGGAACUGGAGCUUUGGCCAUCUUCUUGAGAAAAUCAUUUCAACUUGAUAUUACAACGUCGGACUAUGAUGAUCCUGAUGUUGAAGAGAACAUAGCACAUAAUUGUCGGGCGAACGGCGUUUCACCAGCCCUUCCUCACAUAAGGCAUUCAUGGGGAGAUGUUUUUCCGAUAGCUGAUCCAGACUGGGACCUCAUAAUAGCAAGUGAUAUCCUACUAUAUGUGAAACAAUAUGAGAACUUGGUAAAGACCCUAUGCUUUCUCUUGAAAUCCUACAAGCCAAAAGUUAAUGAAACAGGUUCUGGAACUAACGAAGAAAAGGAUACAUGCUCAUUGCCUCGGCCAGCUUUCUUAAUGAGCUGGAGGCGCAGGAUAGGGAAGGAAGACGAGUCACUCUUUUUCACAGGAUGUGAAAAGACCGGUCUUGAAGUAAAUCAUUUGGGAUCCCGUGUGUAUUGCAUUAAGCUCGAAGAACCGAGUGCCAUUGAAGCAGUAUAAGAUAAUUCAAUGAAUUUUAAGAGCGAUGGAACUGAGUUUAGCUUUAUGCUUGGUUCUGUGGAUACUUUCUUCUAAAGCUGGCUAACCCCAUCGUGAGGGCACAGGGGUCUAUACCCUUCGCCAUAUCUUCAUGUUUCCGUUAGAUGGGGCUCGCGCAUGUUCUGCAAUACCCCUUUUUAUGGGUGGUGUAUGGGGAUUUUGUUUGUUCUUCUCGGGACACGUGAAGCCACCUGGUAUAGAGGUAAGUCCCCUUACGACAUGUAACGCACAGCCCGAUAUGGCUCAUUUGAUGUUUCCGGGUUGUUGCUUGUUGGAAGUAUUGUUAUUCUAAUGUAUCUUAUGCAGAUCUUUUCAUGCAUUUUUUCUCCA
Nicotiana tabacum (common tobacco) is the source of this 1139-nucleotide messenger RNA. RefSeq lists its product as uncharacterized. The record is from RefSeq and is a predicted model, not a curated record. NCBI's taxonomy places the organism in Eukaryota, Viridiplantae, Streptophyta, Magnoliopsida, Solanales, Solanaceae.